CGUGUGUGUGUGUCGUGGUGUUUUGUCAGCCACCGUAAUUCAUCAACAAUAUGAAGGUAUUAUCACUCCCUCACUGAAGUGGCCGAAUAACUUCACUGUAGCAGCGUUAUAGCCGUUGGGAAAGACAAAGACAGACAAACGAGGCAACCAGCUAACACGUUCGACGUGGACUGACUGAGCACUCGGUACCUGCCAUCAAAACUGGCCUGCUGCUGCGGCUCGGCAGCCUGUUCGUGCUGCUGUAACUGCUGCCCCAAGAUCAAACAGUCCACGGGGACCCGAGUCAUGUACGCCCUCUACUUCCUGCUGGUCACCAUCAUCUGUGUCAUCAUGAUGUCCCCCACUGUGGAGCAGGAACUGAGAGACCACAUCCCCUUCUACAGUGAGCUUUGUCAGAAGAUGAAUGCGGGGGAGAACUGCAAAACUCUGGUUGGCUACUCUGCUGUUUACAAAAUGUGCUUUGGUAUGUCCUGCUUCUUCCUUAUCUUCUGCCUCUUCACCAUACGAGUCAACAACAGCACAGGCUGGAGGGCGGCCGUACAUAACGGGUUCUGGCUGCUGAAGUUUCUUGCGCUGGUGGCUUGCUGCGCUGGAGGCUUCUUUGUCCCAGAACAGGAAACCUUUCUGGAAGUGUGGCGCUACGUAGGAGCCGUUUGCGGGUUCAUUUUCCUGCUGAUCCAGCUCAUGCUGUUGGUGGAGUUUGCACACAGAUGGAACACAAACUGGAGUUCAGGAGUAAAGUACAAUCGUCUCUGGUACGCAGCUUUGGCCUUCGUGACUCUGAUGCUGUUCACUGUUGCGGUGGGAGCCGUAGUCUUUAUGGCCAUAUACUACACCGACCCUGAGGCUUGUUUACUUAACAAGAUCUUCCUGGGCAUCAAUGGCAGCCUGUGCCUCAUGGUCUCCCUGUUGGCCAUCUCCCCAUGCAUACAGAAACUGCAGCCCACAUCAGGCCUUCUGCAGCCUGGAGUCAUCAGUGUGUACGUCAUGUACCUGACCUUCUCAGCCUUCACCAGCAAGCCAAAAGAAAUGGUGGAGAGGGAUGGUGUGAACACAACCGUGUGUGUGUUUCCCUUCAACUCUGGGACGGAGGGCGACAAGAAGAUUGUCACCGCAGGGGGAACAGUUAUCUUGUUUGGCUGUGUCCUUUACUCUUGCUUGACGUCCACCACCAGGCGAAGUUCUGCGGCGCUCAGAGUGUGUAGAAACAGUGAGCCAGAGACUGAGAGAGCUCGCUGCUGUUUCUGUUUUGGAGAGGACACAGAUGACUAUGACGAGGAGAAGACGGGUUCAGGCCAGAACGUGGUGUAUGAUGAGAGAGACGGAACCAUCUAUAGCUACGCCUACUUCCAUUUUGUCUUCUUCCUGGGAUCCCUCUACGUCAUGAUGACCGUCACCAACUGGUUCCAUUAUGAUAACCAUAAGAUUGAGAAGCUGUUGGAUGGGAGCUGGUCUGUGUUCUGGAUCAAAAUGGCCUCCUGUUGGGUCUGUCUCAUCCUCUACAUGUGGACCCUCAUUGCUCCCAUGGUCUGUCCGAAGCGCUUUGAGGCCUAGCACGCACAUCACUGUCAGGCUACCCUGAUUCUUGGGAUGUGGCCAGACAGAAGCUCUUACGCUGAGCCAAGGGACCACCACAACCCCCCCACCCCCACCCCUCCUUACCUUGAAACACAACCCUACACUACUCUCAGCGUUCGAAAUGGAGGAUUAUCUGUUGCCUUUUGUUCUAUAUGCUAGUGUGUCUUUUACUUUUGUUUUCCAAUGUUAAGCUGUUAAUACCCUGAUGGUAAUUGUGUUACCUUUUACUACCACUUAUUUCUGGAGUUUUAUGUUACUUACAGGUUUGUAAUUACAUGAAGAAUCGUGGUUACAUUGUGAAAUUUGAAGUAUCACACCCACAUAGAUUCCUUGAUAAUUUCAGAUUUGAAAGCAUACUUUUAAGUGUUUCCUGCAUGUGUCAGUUUUUCUUGGAUUAUUGUUGUUAAUCUCAACAAGUCAUCUCAGUUCUUUACAGUUGGACCAUAAAGUUGUAGCGAAGUUUGGGGACAAAUUUAUUUCAGGUUAGAGAUAUUACAGGAGAAAUUGUAUUUAUUUAAGUAUGUCUUAAGUAAUCAUUUCGUGAGUGAAUGUGGUGUAAAUUGAAUUAGAUUUGUCCCUAGCUUUGUUUAAAAACUCAUCUCUCAGGCUGAAAUGUAAGAUGUGUAUGUUUAUGCUUUGUUAUGUUGCGCCCUUUUGUAGACGUUUUCUAUGCAACAGAACAAGCUCUUUCUUUUCGAUGUUACAGACACUCAGUGUUGUGAAGUUUCCACUUGGAUCACAAGCAUAUUGUUUCAGACUUUAUUAAUGCCAGUGCUCCCUUUGAGCCAGAUCUUUUCUUGGGAAAUUCCUUGUCAUUUGUACAACAUUUCCAGACACUGUCAUUGUUGUGCAGGGCAGUGCUCUUCAAAUCAACCUGCCUUACGUAACAGUGACGUUAGUGGAGUGCCGCCUCUCUGGAAGAGCUGCAGUGACACAGAUGGGAAACUUUUGCCAAAGGUAGAAGACAACAGACUACUGUUUGGUCAGUUGGGAACAUUAAGUGUUUGCAUGCAGAGACACAUAAAUCAGCUGUUUUCUGUACAGUUAUAAAGGCUUUUUGCCUCAUCUUUGUUACUCGUCUUAGCUCAUAAUGGUGGUCAGAAUAAGGUAGCAUGAAUGCUUUUAUUAGUGAAUUAUUCAACACUGGAUGUUGAAUUUACUGCCGGAUUAAAAUUCACACAAAGACCUUCACCUGUUUGUUACUUAUGUAACUACUUUCUUUUGUAAAAAAAUACAACAUAUUGCACAUUGUCAGCUGAAAGUCAUUUGUUUCUCAUUCAUCAUCAAUAAAUCAGUACGUUCUCCUUU
This is a messenger RNA of Scatophagus argus, 2886 nucleotides long. RefSeq names its product serine incorporator 5 (gene serinc5). Lineage: Eukaryota; Metazoa; Chordata; Actinopteri; Scatophagidae. The record is from RefSeq and is a predicted model, not a curated record. The transcript has 12 exons. Bases 286 to 1554 code for a protein of 422 amino acids. Gene Ontology annotation, cellular component: membrane.